Pseudovirgaria hyperparasitica is the source of this 498-nucleotide messenger RNA. RefSeq lists its product as uncharacterized. Bases 1 to 483 code for a protein of 160 amino acids. The transcript has 2 exons. The record is from RefSeq and is a predicted model, not a curated record. NCBI's taxonomy places the organism in Eukaryota, Fungi, Ascomycota, Dothideomycetes, Acrospermales, Acrospermaceae.
AUGUUCGGCCGCAGCGCCACUGAAGCACUGAGGCAUGCAACUGUAUUUCCUUUCAGUAUCAAAUUCACAUUGCUCGCCUUGUCUCAAGCUCGCAAUACUUGUUCGCCACUCCCCAAUACCUCCAGCAUUCACACAAAAUAUGUUGACCGCAUACAUAACCUCUGUUACUACGCGUUUCAACCCCUUCUACCCGACAUCGCGAGCGGCACGAAACUUUCUCACAUUGCUCCCUCCUACUGCGCACUCGAGGAUGAAAAUCAACAUGACCGUAUUGCCGAGACUGAGCAAAGAGAAGCCCACGCUGUCCGUCACCUUCAGUACGUGAUGUUCCGUUCACACAUAGUAACCAUGAAGCUUAUCAUAGCUGCAGAGGAUGGGAAGACGAUAGAUCUUGACUUAUCAAAGCUUAAGGCCAAUGAUGUGGUUGCGGAGCUUGACAGACAUUCACGGACACUUGCAAGAAAGGACGAACUGGCUGGGUAAAUAUAAAGUGGCGGA